UCAUCAAUACAAGUUUAUACUUUAAGUGCUCUCUCUCUCUCUCUCUCUCUCUCUACGUACCAAACAAAUAAUCAGUCUAGAGAUGGAAGGCAAAACUGUGAUUUUAAGUGUGCUCAUAAUGAGUCUUGUCAUGGCGCAGAACCAAGUUGAAGCAAAGAUUUUUUGCCCGAGCACCAGUGCCAGAAACUCGUAUAACAUAUGCCGUCUUACUGGAGCCUCUAGGCAAACUUGUGCAAAAAUGAGUGGAUGCAAAAUUGUUUCUGGGACAACAUGUCCUCAGGGAUGUCUACAUGACAUUUUCGAAAACUCUGCUGAUGCUGUCAAUGAAUACUGCAAGUUGGGGUGUGCAUCCUCUGUGUGUGGUGCCUUAACCAUUCUCCAGAACUCCGAUGCAAGUGAAACUGUGAAUGGAGCGGUUGCACAAUGCACCAAGGCAUGUUCUAAUUUCUGCAGCAAGAACUCGGCUAAUGCAGUUGAAACUGCUUAAAAAGCAAUAUCCACGAUCUAUGUGUUGCGUGUGCUGUUGUUCUCCUCGUUUUCAAUAAUUAUCGUGUAUGUGACAAAAUGCUAUUUCCUGGUUUUCUAUGUAACGUAGAAGGUCAUCAUCGAUCCCUAGAUUGUUUUUCCCUUCUACUUGCUAUAUCUAAAUAAAGAGUAAUGUUUCAUU
This is a messenger RNA of Raphanus sativus (radish), 667 nucleotides long. RefSeq names its product thionin. The record is from RefSeq and is a predicted model, not a curated record. The transcript is spliced from 3 exons. Bases 83 to 487 code for a protein of 134 amino acids. Gene Ontology annotation, biological process: defense response. Lineage: Eukaryota; Viridiplantae; Streptophyta; Magnoliopsida; Brassicales; Brassicaceae.